AUGAAUGGGGUGCAAAGAGACAUGAGGGAGGCUAAGGCCUGGGCUGCAGAGGCCAAGUCAGAUGCUGCAUCUGAGGACCAUAUCCCAGACCAAGAAUAUGACCUGGUGUCUCCCUACGAGGUUGACUACAGUGGCAACUACGUGUCCCACGAAAUCGCACACCCUCAGAGGAGGAAAAGGGCACUGGCCCAGCCUGGAGUGGACUCUCUUCACCUGCGGCUGAAAGGCUCCAGGCACGACUUCCACAUGGAACUGAAGACAUCCAGCCAUCUGGUGGCUCCUGGAUUCAUCGUACAGACACUGGGAAAGGGCGGCAUUAAGUCAGUGCAGGCUUUCCCACCUGAGGAUUUCUGUUUUUAUCAAGGCUCCUUACGAUCCCACAAAAAUUCCUCAGUGGCUCUUUCAACCUGCAAAGGUUUGUCAGGCAUGAUAAGAACACAAGAAGCAGAUUACUUCUUAAAGCCACUUCCUUCCCACCUAGCAGGACGACUCAAUGACUCUGCCAGGGGUGGGCCUCCUUCCCACAUACUGUACAAGAGAUCCACAGAGCCACAGGCUCCAAGGGGGCGCCAGGCAAUGAUGGUCCAGAGGCAGCGGGAGCUGGAAAAUCACCACCUCUUCUACCACGAAAAUCAAAAUCUGCAAGGUGGCUUUGACCUCGGGCACCCACAAAAGCAGCAUUUCUGUGGAAGACGCAAGAAAUACAUGCCCAAGCCUCCCAAGGAAGACCUUUUCAUCUUGCCUGAUGAGUACAAGUCUUGCUCACGGCACAAGCGCUCUCUGCUGAAGUCCCAUAGGAAUAAAGAACUGAAUGUGGAGACGUUGGUGGUGGUCGACAAAAAGAUGAUGCAAAAUCAUGGCCAUGAAAAUAUCACCACCUAUGUGCUGACAAUACUUAACAUGGUGUCUGCUUUAUUCAAAGAUGGAACAAUAGGAGGAAACAUCAACAUUGCAAUUGUAGGUCUGAUUCUUCUAGAAGAGGAACAGCCAGGGCUUGUGAUAAGCCAUCACGCGGAUCACACUUUAAGUAGCUUCUGCCAGUGGCAGUCUGGUUUGAUGGGGAAAGAUGGAACUCGCCAUGACCACGCCAUCUUACUCACAGGUCUGGACAUAUGCUCCUGGAAGAAUGAGCCCUGUGAUACUUUGGGAUUUGCGCCCAUAAGUGGAAUGUGUAGUAAAUAUCGCAGCUGUACGAUUAAUGAAGAUACAGGUCUUGGACUGGCUUUCACUAUCGCCCACGAGUCUGGACACAACUUUGGCAUGAUCCAUGAUGGAGAAGGGAACAUGUGCAAAAAGUCUGAGGGCAACAUAAUGUCCCCUACAUUAGCAGGACGCAAUGGGGUCUUCUCCUGGUCACCCUGCAGCCGCCAGUACCUGCACAAAUUUUUAAGCACUGCCCAAGCGACAUGCCUUGCUGAUCAGCCAAAGCCUGUGAAAGAAUACAAGUAUCCUGAGAAAUUGCCGGGACAGUUAUACGAUGCAAACACACAGUGCAAGUGGCAAUUUGGAGAGAAAGCCAAGCUUUGCAUGCUGGAUUUUAAAAAGGAUAUCUGUAAAGCCUUAUGGUGUCAUCGGAUUGGAAGGAAGUGUGAGACUAAAUUUAUGCCAGCAGCAGAAGGCACCAUUUGUGGGCAUGACAUGUGGUGCCGUGGAGGGCAGUGUGUGAAAUAUGGUGAUGAAGGCCCUAAGCCUACCCAUGGCCAUUGGUCAGACUGGUCUCCCUGGUCACCAUGCUCCAGGACCUGCGGAGGAGGGGUGUCCCACAGAGACCGCCUCUGCACUAAUCCCAAACCAUCCCAUGGCGGGAAGUUUUGUGAGGGCUCCACUCGCACUCUGAAGCUUUGCAACAGUCAGAAAUGUCCCCACGAUAGUGUUGACUUCCGUGCCAUGCAGUGUGCGGAAUACAACAGCAAACGGUUUCGAGGGUGGCACUACAAGUGGAAGCCUUACACGCAAGUAGAAGAUCAGGACUUAUGCAAACUCUACUGUAUCGCAGAAGGAUUUGAUUUCUUCUUUUCUUUGUCAAAUAAAGUCAAAGAUGGGACUCCAUGCUCGGAGGAUAGCCGUAAUGUUUGUAUAGAUGGGAUAUGUGAGAGAGUUGGAUGUGACAACAUCCUUGGAUCCAGUGCCGUGGAAGACUCUUGCGGUGUGUGCAAGGGGAAUAACUCAGACUGCACGGUGCACAAGGGCCUCUAUGCCAAGCACCACCGCACCAACCAGUAUUAUCAGAUGGUUACCAUUCCUUCGGGAGCCCGGAGUAUUCGCAUCUAUGAAAUGAAUGUAUCUACCUCCUACAUUGCUGUGCGCAAUGCCCUCAAAACAUACUACCUGAAUGGACACUGGACCGUGGACUGGCCCGGACGCUACAAGUUUUCAGGCACUGCCUUCAACUACCGACGGUCCCACAGGGAGCCGGAGAGCUUGACCUCUGCGGGGCCAACCAAUGAAACACUGAUCGUGGAGCUUCUGCUUCAGGGAAGGAACCCGGGCAUUGCCUGGGAAUACUCGGUGCCUCGGCGGGCCGGUGAGCAGAAGCCCAGUGCCCAGCCCAGCUACACGUGGGUCAUCGUCCGCUCCGAGUGCUCUGUUUCCUGUGGUGGGGGGCAGAUGACCACCCGAGAAGGCUGCUACAGAGACCUGAGGUUUCAAGUAAAUACGUCAUUCUGCAAUCCCAACACCCGGCCUGCCACAGGGGUGGUGCCUUGCAAAGUAUCUGCCUGUCCUCCCAGUUGGUCCGUGGGGAACUGGAGUACCUGCAGCAGGACGUGUGGUGGAGGGACACAGAGCCGAGUGGUCCAGUGCACGCAACGAGCCCAUUACAGAGCAGAGCGGGUCUCGGCCAGCCUGUGCCCACAGCCUGUCCCUGCCAGCCGACAGGCCUGCCGCCCCCAGAGCUGCCCGCCCACUUGGAGUGCUGGGCCCUGGGCAGAGUGCUCUCAAACCUGCGGGAAGGGAUGGAGGAAGAGGACCGUGGCCUGUAAGAGCACCAACCCCUCAGCCAGAGCACAGCUGCUGCCUGACGCCCUCUGCAGCUCAGAGCCCAAGCCCAGGACUCACGAAGCCUGUCCACUUAAGCGCUGCUACAAGCACAAGAAGCUGCAGUGGCUUGUGUCUGCCUGGUCCCAGUGCUCUGUUACAUGUGAAAGGGGAACACAGAAACGAUUCUUAAGAUGUGCUGAAAAGUACAUUUCUGGGAAGUACCGGGAGCUGACCUCAAAGAAGUGCUUGCAUUUGCCGCAGCCUGACCUGGAGCUGGAACGUGCCUGCGCCCAGUUCCCCUGCCCCAAGCACCCCUUGUUUGCUGCCACAGGCCCCCCGCGGGCCACCUGGUUUGCCUCGCCCUGGUCUCAGUGCACAGCUAGCUGUGGGGGUGGCGUGCAGACCAGGUCCGUGCAGUGCCUGGCAGGGGGCCGGCCAGCCGUGGGCUGCUUCAUUCACCAGAAGCCCGAAGCCUCCCUGGCCUGCAACACUCACUUCUGCCCCAUCGCAAAGAAGAAAGAUGCCGUCUGCAGAGACCACCUGCACUGGUGCUCCCUGGUGCCCCAGCACGGGAUGUGCAGCCACCAGUUCUACGGCCAGCAGUGCUGCGAGACUUGCUCCAAAUCCAACCUGUGA
Messenger RNA from Myotis lucifugus (little brown bat), 3615 nucleotides. It is a transcript of the gene ADAMTS16, whose product is annotated as ADAM metallopeptidase with thrombospondin type 1 motif 16. Gene Ontology annotation, molecular function: metalloendopeptidase activity. Gene Ontology annotation, biological process: proteolysis; extracellular matrix organization. Bases 1 to 3615 code for a protein of 1204 amino acids. The record is from RefSeq and is a predicted model, not a curated record. NCBI's taxonomy places the organism in Eukaryota, Metazoa, Chordata, Mammalia, Chiroptera, Vespertilionidae. Gene Ontology annotation, cellular component: extracellular matrix. The transcript is spliced from 22 exons.